AUGGCCUCGAUCCAGGCUAUCGAGCAGACAUCAGUGCAUCAGAUCCAGUCAGGUCAAGUCAUCGUAGACCUCAACUCUGUCGUCAAGGAACUCGUCGAGAACAGCCUGGAUGCUGGAUCCACGUCGAUAGAAGUCCGCUUUCGCAAUCAUGGUCUUGACGCCAUCGAAGUGAUUGACAACGGCACUGGCAUUGCGCCAGAAGACUUUGAGUCUGUCGCACUCAAGCAUCACACAUCCAAACUACGUAAUUACGAUGAUCUUGAGAAUCUGGAUACCUUUGGCUUUCGAGGUGAAGCAUUGGCUUCACUUUGCGCCUUAUCCCAGCUCUACAUCAUCACCGCUCGUGAAAUGGACCGACCAAGAGGUACACGCCUUGAGUUUGAGGUAUCUGGCAAAUUGAAGGAUACAACUACCGUCGCUGCACAGCGAGGUACCAAGGUUGUCGUGGAAAAGAUCUUUCACAACCUACCUGUUCGGAAGAAGGAGCUGGAGAAGAACAUAAAGCGUGAAUACGGCAAAGUCCUGACGCUUCUGCAAGCAUAUGCAUGUAUCAGCACCGGUGUCAGAUUCACUGUAUUUGGCUCGAAAAGUCUACGAGACCUGGUUGCACUCGACCUCAAGUUUGAGAUGCAGCCUACCACAUCCACACUCUCAACACACGACGAUAACACCUCUCGCGGCGUCAAAGUCGAAGGACAUAUUUCCAAACCAGUGGUGGGAGAAGGCCGCUCAGCACCAGAUCGGCAAAUGUUUUAUGUCAACUCACGGCCUUGCGGUCUUCCUCAAGUCGCAAAGGCAUUCAAUGAUGUGUACAAGACCUUCAAUAUUUCGCAGUCUCCAUUCGUCUUUGCAAACCUGAUCAUGGAUACAAAUUCUUACGAUGUCAACGUCUCUCCUGACAAGCGGACCAUCCUUCUGCAUGAUCAGGGAGUUUUGCUCGAAUCUCUCAAAGAGACCCUUGUAGAGUUGUUCGAAUCACAGGAACAGACUGUGCCACAGACAAGGCCUGGUCUCACUCAGCCAAAGUUACCUGGGUACAAGCCACUCACUGUCGUACGAGACCCGGAGCCAGAAGCUAUUCCUGCACCUAAUUCAGAAUCACCGACGACCCAAGAAGAUCCAGGUGAGGCAGCUGGAGAACAUCAGGAAGGUCCUCCUGAACGCCUGAUCCACGAUUGGGUUGGCAGGGGUGCUCAAGAUCGGGAUGAUGUUCCAAGGGUACAGGCCAAACCACCAGUUCAGAAUGCAUUCGACCGCAUGCGCCCGCAACGCACUCCUCAACAAGUGGCUGAAAUCACGAUUGGAGACAAAACUACACGAACUGUUAUCGGCAGUGGACACCAUACUCCUUAUACUCCGAAAAGGCACAAGAUUCAUAUUCCAAAGAAUUCAGUGGCAAAGAAACUAAGUCAGUUCGCAAUGCCUGGUACUCAGCUGGAGAGCGAAGACGAGUGCUCUGAAGAGGACAGCGAGUAUGGUGAAGAGAAACAGGAAGAUGCUGAAGAGAGCGAUGAAGAGACACUAUUUGUGCGACAAACGAAUGAUCGGCAAAUUAUACGAGCAGAAAAUGGAACGCCUCAACUUAGCUCUCAGACACUGGAAGAUCUACACACGAGUCCCAUCGAUGAGUUCCUGCGCAGCACAGAGCAGGCCGACGAAGAGCCCCAUGAAGCUCGCGAAGUUGAAUCCGAGUCUGAUCAAGAGUACCUCGACGAGGAGGCGAGGAGAAUCCAGGAGGAUGUCAAAAUUGCUCGAAUGAUUCAAGAAGCCGAAGAUGAUGCCGCUCGCUCACUACACGACAAUAUGAAACGCGCUACCCAAGCUCUUCGAGCAUCGAAACACAAAACACUAAACUUGAGCCAAAUGUACGACAUCUCGAUAACGUCUAUUGCGGAGCAGGCGACCCUCCUCUCGAUGGUCUCGGCAGUGCCACAAGAAGUUUCUCAGGCGAACAUACCCGUUGCUGAUGGUAUAGAGCAAGCGGACGCGGAAGCUCGCCUUUCACUGACGGUAUCUAAGUCUGACUUCGGUCAAAUGGACAUCAUCGGACAGUUCAAUCUUGGUUUCAUUCUUGCAGUACGACCUCCUAGCGAAACAGUCACAUCGUCCGAUCUAUUCAUUAUCGAUCAGCACGCUGCUGAUGAGAAAUACAAUUUUGAGCGCUUCACCGACACCCUGACUCUGGAGCCACAGCGCUUAGCGCAGCCCAAACAAUUGGAGCUCACGGCCAUCGAAGAGGAGAUUGUCCUUGCGCAUACGGAAGCACUCACUGCCAACGGUUUUAUCAUCGAGACGGACACUUCCGGCACAAGCGAUGUAGGAUUGCGUUGUAAGCUCCUUACCUUGCCCACGAGUAAAGGUGUCACGUUCGACCUCAGCGACUUGGAAGAGCUCAUACAUCUGCUGUCUGAUCACUCUGGUGGCAUAAUCCCACGGCCGGGCAAAGUGAGAAAGAUGCUGGCGAUGCGAGCUUGUCGGGCAAGUAUCAUGGUUGGCAAGCCCUUGAAAGAGAAUCAAAUGCUCAAAGUUGUGAGGAAUUUGGGUGAAAUGGACAAACCUUGGAACUGUCCACAUGGCAGGCCAACAAUGAGGCAUCUGGCCGAUCUGAGCACUUGGGGCUUCCGUCAUUCAGAGGCCCCUGAGACCGACUGGAGAGGAUGGAUCGAGAGGGUGAAGAAGGCGAAGCAAGAAGAAAGUGCGAAUGAAGAAGAGGACGGGGACGAGGAGAUGGGAGAAGAAGAAGUUGAUGAGGAGGAUGAAUGA
Molecule: messenger RNA, 2763 nt
Organism: Aureobasidium uvarum
Lineage: Eukaryota; Fungi; Ascomycota; Dothideomycetes; Dothideales; Saccotheciaceae
Source: the annotation of a GenBank genome assembly